AAUGUGUACUGGUUACCCUGGGUUAUGUUAUUUAAGCCUUCCUUUUCUUUAAAAAUAAGUAUGUGUGCUGGUUACCCUGAAGGAAUUUUCCAUGGCUGCGUUGGAUAAUAAUUCAACGGAGUUAGGUCCUCUUCCGCCGACAGGUUCGUGAGAAGAGGUAGGGAAAAGAACAGGAGUGCAACCAUUUCCCCGAAUCCUAAUUCAUAAGUGAUGCAGACAGUAGAGUAGUGGGCACUGGGCAGUGGUUAAGGGGUGAUAAAAUUAGAACCAAAAAGAUUUGGCAUCAUUAAAUUACGUGGCAUAAUUGAGAGCCAUCGGAUGUAUUUCAGGCAUCAUUGCUGUAAGCGUCCAUGUAGCUAAACACACUCUCUCUCUCUCUCUCUCAAACACACACACAAACAUUUUCGUUUUACUGUCAGACUAGCAGGGAAUACUGAUCAUCACGGAGUAUCAUAAACUCGAUUGAGUAGUUAUGGCUAACAGAGAUGUGGAGAACCAGGCAGCGGGGUGCAAUUUACUCUUUUUGUGUCGUUUCAAGAUCUGUUUCAGGACCUUGGAAAGUAUUGCUUACACUGGUAUUAUAUGCUGUAAGAACGCAAAAACAUGAACCGAGGAAAUUCCUUCACAUAUGGAGUAAGAUAUUUGUUAUGUCCUGUGUAUUUGCCGUCUCACUAGAUCCUCUGUUCUUGUACACUUUAAUCAUUGAUCAAGAUAACAAGUGUCUUCAAAUGGACAAAAAGCUCAGCACUACUGUUCUUGUGUUGCGAUCAUUCACGGAUAUCAUUUUUGUUGUGCCUUUUCUAUAUAAAGUUCACAAAAGCGUUAAAUUUCAAAUGCACAAAAAUUUGGGGGCUAAUGUGGCUGCAAAUACCACGAGAACUGUGGCCUCAAGUACCAAGCAAAUUGAAGGAAAUUUAUACAGGAAAUCAAAAGGAAGAGCGUUGACUAAAGUUGGCAAGAAAAUAGCCCAGAAGAUGUCGUGGUUUUCUUUCUCCAUCAUAAAUGAUUUUCUCUCUCUUCUUCCUGUCCCACAACUACUAAUAAUAGUUACAUUUUACAAUAUGAGAGGCGCUGAAUAUGUAGAACAUAGAAAGGUUCUGAAUGUCUUUAUUCUGGGUCAAUAUCUACCAAGGGUAUAUCGAGUUCACCAAUCGUCCAAGAAACUUCAAGAGACUGCUGGAAUUUGGAUUAAAGGCCUAUUCAAUUUUUUUCUCUACAUGCUUGCCAGUCAUAUACUUGGAGGUUUUUGGUAUUUCUUUUCUAUUCAACAAGAGACAUUAUGCUGGUAUAAUGCUUGUGCAAAACAUAGUCCAGAUCCUAUCGGAUGUAUGAAUACUUUUUACUGUGGGCGUCAAACUACUACUUCGAGAAAUAUAACACUUCUAAACGAGCAUUGCCCGUUAGAUACUCCAGAUGGUGUCUUACCACCAUUUAAUUUUGGAAUAUUUCUUGAUUCUCUUAAGAAUCGUAACUUAGACCAUAUAAAGUUCGAAAAGAAGUUCUUUUACUCCUUCUGGUGGGGCUUGCGAAAUCUAAGUAAUUUUGGGACAAAUCUGAUAACAAGUACGUACGUGUGGGAAAACUUGUUUGCGAUUCUCAUUUCUGUUGUUGGCUUGCUGCUGUUUUUAUAUCUCAUUGGAAACGUGCAGAUGGAAGCUACAAAAACAGAGGAGAGGAGACAAAAAGCAGAGGAAGACGAGGAGACGAAACAGAAGAUUUCGAUGAAGAUGCUAGAUGUACGCAGGUGGAUAUCUGAAAAUAAAUUCCCUGAUGAUGUCAAGGAAGAGAUCAUGGAUAGCAUGGCGAAAAUAUUGAAACAAGACAAAGAUGCUGAUGUGCACAAGCCAUUCCUUAUUCUUCCCUGGCAAACCAAAAGAUCUGUUAAACGCCAUCUUUUCAUGGGUACACUUAAAAAAGUAAACAGGCUUAAAGGCAUGAAUGAAAAAGUGUUGACGUUGAUGUGCGACUGUCUGAAGCCAGUGACGUACGGUGAGACCAGCUUCGUUUUUCGAAUGGGAGAUCCACUCGAUUGCAUGAUGUUCAUUAUCCAAGGAACAGUGUGGACCUACGGGUCGAGUGAUAAUCAAGUUGGGCAAGGAGUCUCAUCAAUGGCCAUCAAGCGCGUCGGGAAAGGUUACAUUUAUGGGGAGGAGCUUCUCGACUGGGCAUCAGACUGUUUCAACGAACUUCCAGUCUCCAGCAAACAUGUCAAAAGUCAGACAAAAGUGGAAGCAUUUGUGCUCCUGGCCAAGGACUUGGAAACCGUAGUCUCCAGAUGCAAAACAUAUUGGGACUUGCACAAUUGUAACAAUCCCGAAGAGGUGGCAGUCUCUACCGUUCGUCGUUUCUUUAGAAGGCCGCAACGACGUCCGCCCCUGUCCUCGGCUGAAAUAUGGAAUGACAUUAAUCGUAGAACGCUCUAAACCUUACAUACAGAGAGUGCUUGAUGUUAGAUAUAUGUUUUGUCAAAGAUGGUUUAAGUAAUUAAGUCAACUGCAAGUGUUUUAUUGAUGGUUUUUAAAACCUAGACUUCUUCUAUUUCAUACGAUGAAAUAGUCGAUAAACCCAAUCCCAUAUUCUGCGAGAAUCCAAAGGAUUUCAAAUUUUUUAUUUUCACUUUUUGAUUGGCCGAAUUUAUGAUCGACAUCGAUGUUAUGUAAUGACAUGCAAGUUAUUCUUUGUUAUGAUGCUGCAGAGUAUAUGAUACUCCAAUUUUUUUAACAGUUAAAUUUUAAUUUUUGUA
Malus domestica (apple) is the source of this 2743-nucleotide messenger RNA. Its product is annotated as cyclic nucleotide-gated ion channel 1-like. Gene Ontology annotation, molecular function: monoatomic ion channel activity. The record is from RefSeq and is a predicted model, not a curated record. Gene Ontology annotation, cellular component: membrane. Gene Ontology annotation, biological process: transmembrane transport; monoatomic ion transport. Lineage: Eukaryota; Viridiplantae; Streptophyta; Magnoliopsida; Rosales; Rosaceae.